AUGCGCAGUGAACCUUUAAACGAUCACAUCUGUACUGCAGCACUUGUCACAAACACACAUGUUCUAAGUGCAGCACAAUGUAUCGAAAAUAGAUUAAAAGAUGAGACUGUAGUUCUAGCUGGAACGAACCAUUUAUUCUUUGGUAGAUUAUACAGUAUAUCAUGGUGGAUAAACUAUAAUUCGUGGGCCCAAUUCAUGAACAAACGUAUUGAAUUUGAAGAUAAUGACAUUAGUAUUAUAAAGUUAACCCGAGACGUAGACGAGGAUAUUACACCGGGACCAAUUUUAUAUUUAGCUGGUAAAGAUUUAUAUGGAUUCGAUGUCCAUUUCGCUGGAUGGGGUGAAACAAAUAAUCAUCAAGUAUCUUCUUACAUGUUAACGGCUAGUGCAUCAGUGAUCACGUCCAGUGAAUGUGAACAUAGAAUUGCAAUGCUCGAAGGUGGAAUAACACCUAUACCUAAUAAUUUAAUAUGUACAUCAGGAGAUCCGUUUGUGUUAUUACAACGUGGUGAUUUUGGUGGACCACUUUUAUUAAUGGGCUCGAUUGUAGGUGUCGGCGUCCAAUGCGUACUCGCAAAUGGAAAUCCCAUGAUUGGGCAAAACGUUGAGAAAGUAAAGACAAAUGAAUUUCCUUUUGUUGUAUCAUUAAUGCGCAAUAGCACUGCCGAUAUUACUGCUGAAAGAAAUCAUAUCUGCACUGGAGCUCUUAUCUCACCACGAGAUGUUUUGACUGCCGAACACUGCUUGAAAGGGGAAAAAAGAACUGACAUUCUUGUCCUCGUGGAUUCCAUUGACUUAAGGAGUGGCAGGAAGCACCAAAUUAAUUGGUGGAUAACGUAUAAGACUUGGGCAAAGCAAAGACAUAUGUCUUUGGAAUAUAGCGAGAACGAUAUCGCCAUUAUAAGGUUGAAUGAAGCGGUUACUCACAGAAUCACUCCAGCCACAGUUUCAACCUUAUCGAAUUCCGAUUUUGUUGGAUAUGAUGUCGUAGUAACUGGAUGGGGUCAAUCAAACGAUGGAUUUAAUCCAAGAUAUAUGGAAAAAAUUGAUGUUAAAGUGUUAUCGAAAACAAAUUGUGAAAAUAAAAUUCAGAUGGCAAGUGGAAAAUUGGUUCCAUUAGAUUCGAGAUUCAUAUGCACCAGUGUGACCCCAUUUGGAUUGUUGCAGCCCGGAGAUAGCGGUGGUCCACUGUUAUAUAGAAAAACAAUCAUUGGUAUAAAUAGAUCUACAUGUCCAAAAAAUGUAGAUAAUAAUUACCAAGUAAAUCUUCAUUUAAGUGUUAAAUCAUAUACAACAUUCUGUACAGAUGUUAAAACAAAUUCAUAA
This is a messenger RNA of Ceratosolen solmsi marchali, 1326 nucleotides long. Its product is annotated as chymotrypsin-like elastase family member 2B. NCBI's taxonomy places the organism in Eukaryota, Metazoa, Arthropoda, Insecta, Hymenoptera, Agaonidae. Gene Ontology annotation, biological process: proteolysis. The transcript has 6 exons. Gene Ontology annotation, molecular function: serine-type endopeptidase activity. The coding region runs from base 1 to 1326 and encodes 441 amino acids. The record is from RefSeq and is a predicted model, not a curated record.